GUGCGCACAACAGAGAACAGAAACUUCCUUGACUGUAGAGUUUAGUGUUCUGACGGCGCAGAGAGGACGCCUUUUCAAAUGCUGUACACAGAGAGUUAAGAUAAACUUUGGGAGAUUAACUACAGGACCAUGAGUCGUGGAUCUAAAGCUAAAUCGGAGGGCGCCUGGAGCUCUCUGCUGAGCCCGCAGGAGAAUGAGAAGCUUGAGGAGCUAUUGGGCAGAAGGUGUGCUUCCACGGCCACUGCAGUAGCACAGCUGUUCAUGGCUCUGCCUCACAGCCCCUCUGUGUGGAGCUUGCAGCACACUGGAGUCGUGUGCUUCAUCAAAGACAACCCUCAGCGCUCCUACUUCAUACGGAUGUUUGACUUGAAGACAGGGAGGCAGGUUUGGGAGCAGGAGAUCUACAACCAAAUUGUUUACUCCUCACCAGAGCUGUACUUUCAUACCUUUGCUGCAGAUGACUGUCAAGUCGGACUGAACUUUGCUACGCAACAGGAAGCAGAAGCUUUCCAAAAUGCUGUCGAGGAUAAAAUCAGCCAGAGAAACAACCGUCUAGAUAAGAAACACCGCCCCCUGCCGCAGACUAAUAGAGGUUCCGCCCCUCGAGUCCCGCCUGGAAAAGCAUCUCAUGGCAGCCCUGGUUCUUUUCAAAUGGCCACAGUGGACAUCCAAAACCCAGAUAUCCAUUCUUCACGCUACCGCUCGGUGCCGUCACCUGCUGCUUCCUUACCUCAGACCGGCAAAGGAAAGAAGGAUAAGAAGAAAGGAAAAAAGGGCCCCAAACUCUCCAAAGCAGACAUAGGAGCACCCAGUGGAUUUAAACAUGUUGGUCAUGUCGGCUGGGAUCCCGACAACAUAGACCCUGAUCUGUGGAAGCUGCUCUCCCAAGCUGGGAUCAGUGCAGAUGAGAUGAAUGAUGAACAAACCUCCCAGCUCAUCUAUAAUGUCAUCGAGCAGUCUGGAGGCAUGGAGGCGGUCAAAAGGGAGGUGAACAAAGCUCCACCACCUGGCAGACAAGGGCCUCUGCCUCCGGUGCCGGGCUCCAGCGCCCCAACCCCUCCACCUACUCGAGGCCGCUCUGGCCCCCUGCCUCCUCUCCCAGGCCAGUCACCUCGAGGAAUCCCGUCCCCCCACUCAUCUCCUUCACAUGGAGGCGUGCCACCUCCACCUCCUGCAACAAGCAGAGGCGGUCCUCCACCGCCACCUCCACCAGCACACACCUCUCAGUUCCACCCACCGGCAUCCUCUCGUGUCUCCCCCUCAAUCUCCUCCCACAACCUGCCUCCUCCUCUGCCAUCUAGUCAGCGCUCUAGUUUCUCACCUCCUCCUGUCCCAUCUACACCAAGCAGAGGGGGUGGAGGCCCUCCACCUCCUCCUCCUCCUCCUCCUCCACCUCCCCAAACCUCUAUGUCUUCACAUGUCCCACCUCUUCCUGGUGGCCCACCACCACUACCACCUUCUGCAUCCGGAGGAGGAGGAGGAGGAGGAGGAGGAGGAGGAGGAGAAAGCAGAGGAGCUCUGCUGGAUCAGAUCCGAGGGGGGAAGAAGCUCAAAAUAGUGACAGACGACGCAGGUCCAAACACACCACCAGAGUCUAAUGAGGGCAUCGUUGGUGCUCUCAUGAUGGUCAUGCAGAAGAGGAGUAAAGCCAUCCAUUCCUCUGAUGAAAGCGAAGAUGAGGGAGGAGAUGAAGACGACGAUGACGAUGAAUGGGACGAUUGAUGUUGAAGUUCUUGCUUGUGUGGAUUAUGAACAAAUAUAAACAUCUGAAUUGCAAUACUGGUACAUGUUUGAUUUAGAUAUGAUUGGUUAAAAAGGUUGCAGCGUUUUCUUAAAUGUAUAGGCUCAUACGACGAUAAUCCCUCUCAAUCAUUACCCACCAGAAGUGUGUGGUGCGGUCUGUAUCUGCAGAGACCCUGAAGCCUGAAUAUUCUCUUUUAUAUUAUUUUACUCUGUUUCCGGUCAAAAACAAAGAGCUUUUGUGCCCCAUGUGGGUGUGUUACCCCCAGCCAAUAAACAAGGUGUGCAACCCGUUCUCAUUCCCAGGUUGCCAAAUGCCGCCACAUUGUCUCGCCCCUCUGCGUCUGAUACCGAGGCACAAGGCACCCUUUAGCGAGUAUACAAAGCAGCACAGAGCGGGUCGUUACUCCUGUGCAUCUUUCUCCUCUGCUGUGUGCUGCUACCGGUGUGUCGGCUGAUUGAUUCACUGCUUUGUUGUCACUGUUGACUCCCCCUUUCUUCAUUCACACUCCAGCUCGCUAGACAACUGCUGCUCUCUCUCGCUAGUUGAGCCGGGAGGAGGGGCCAACGUUGAAUGUUGUGUUUACAAACAGCAACCGACGAUGCCACCUACUGUAUCUUUAAGUAGACCGCAGAGUGGAGGCUCACGCACACACACCUGCCUUCAAUCAGAGUCUUAAUCACAGCCAUCGUGGGUACAGUAUGUGUGUAGAAUAGGAUUAUGGAUUGUCAAUUAUUAUUUAUCUGUUGCAAAUGUGCAUGUUUUUUUUACCGUACAGUAUGUGUAGAAUAGGAUUAUUGACCGUCAACUGUUUAUUUAUCUGUUGCAAAUGUGCAGAUAUUGUUUACCAAGAGUUCCCAAGGGGACAAUAAAGUACAUGUACAACACA
Molecule: messenger RNA, 2630 nt
Organism: Cottoperca gobio
Lineage: Eukaryota; Metazoa; Chordata; Actinopteri; Perciformes; Bovichtidae
Gene: wasb
Product: WASP actin nucleation promoting factor b
Exons: 11
Coding region: 130-1722 (530 amino acids)
Biological process (GO): actin filament organization
Molecular function (GO): actin binding
Source: RefSeq, a predicted model, not a curated record